Messenger RNA from Drosophila yakuba, 1906 nucleotides. RefSeq names its product trichohyalin (gene Cpr72Ec). NCBI's taxonomy places the organism in Eukaryota, Metazoa, Arthropoda, Insecta, Diptera, Drosophilidae. Gene Ontology annotation, cellular component: chitin-based extracellular matrix. Bases 504 to 1799 code for a protein of 431 amino acids. The transcript has a single exon. Gene Ontology annotation, molecular function: structural constituent of chitin-based larval cuticle. The record is from RefSeq and is a predicted model, not a curated record.
GAUAUUAGUAUUAAAAGCAUUCUUCAAAUAAGUUUCGAUACUCGACCCACUUCAUAUGUCCGAAGAGCUAGUUAUUAAUCCACCUUCCAUAUAUGUGUCAGCCAUUAAAACGGGAGUCACUGAGUCCGUCUAGUAAUCGAAUACGGAUGUUAUCCCAUUAAACAAAACAAAUAGACUUUCCCCAUUUUCUUUCCGCUUAAAUCCAGGUUGCGCUUGCCACAUCCGCGGAGACACAGAUCUUAGGUGGAAGUGCCGCCCAAUUGCGCAAGCAAUGGAUUCGUGUCUCAAUAUUAAGUUCACUAUUGCAACAUCCGUGCGGUAGCGAACCAGAGGCCCCAAAAGCAAUCGACACCAAUCGGAUCGCAGCGGAUCGACUUGCGCAUUUCGAGGUCAUUGUGCAGACCGGGUGGUGGGUGGCGCCUCGAGUUACCCGCAGGUGCUAUAAAACACCCACCGGGGAGUCACUGCAGCAUCAGUUCCACAAGAGCAAUCAAAAGAAGAGGAUGCACUGCUUUACCUGGACGAUUCUGGGUGGUCUUUUGGCCCUUACCUCAGCUGCAGGAUUGCCCCAAAGGGCAAGCAGUGGUUACCAGGAGCAAGAUACGGCCAGAGCCUUCUACUCCUAUGGCUACAGUGAUGAGAAUGCGGCCAGGGCUGAGUACUCCUCCCGAGAUGGAACCUCCCGGGGAUUCUACUCCUAUGUGGAUGCUGAUGGAAAACUACAAACGGUUCGAUAUGAGGCCAAUGGAGUUCAGGGCUUUAAAGCCGAAGCGAGUAACCAACCCCAAGCACCCGUGAACGAGGGAAAGGCUCCAUUGCCGGUAACCGACACUGAGGAGGUGCAGCAGGCUCGUCUAACCCACCUGAAUGCUCUGCGGGAAGCCAGAGAGAAAGCUUUGGCCACCAGUUUGCGUGAGGAGGUGGACAGAAGGCAGCAGGAACAGAACAGGAACAGCAACGAUGAGCCGCAGUCGGGGGAGCAGAGUCUGACCGAUGAGGAUGCGGCGAUUUUGGAGAGAGUUCGCGCCGAGCUAUCAGCUAUGCUGGCCGAUCGUCAGCGAGCGCUCAGUUUGCCUAGGAAUAGGGAAAACCAGGAGCAGCGGAAGGAUCAGGAAAUCCGACAGGAUCAGAGGAAGGAACAGAGACAAGAGCUCAGACAGGAACAGAGACAAGAUCUGAGACAGGAACAGAGGCCAGAUCAGCAAGAUGAUCGGCGACAGAAUCAGCGAGAAGAUCGACGACAAGAUCUGCGACUUAAUGGACGACAAGAUCAGCGGGAAGAUCGACUACAAGAUCAGCGGGAAGAUCAACGACUGGAUCAGCGAGAAGAUCGGCGGGAAGAUCGGCGAGAAGAUCGAAGAGAGGAGCGGCGACAAGAUCAGCGAGAAGAUCGGCGAGAAGAGCAGAACCUGAGAAUUGACCAGGAAUCUCGUCAAGACCUCCGCCAAAACCAACGUCAAGAUCAGACCAGGAAUCAAGAAUCUUUGCGAGAAUCGAGUCAAAUCCGGGAGAAUGAUCGUCAGAUCUCAUCUGAUCGCGAUGCCGAUAAUCUGCGCCUGCGCACCAUCUACUCCCUGGCUGAUCUAAGCUCCAGCAGUUAUCUGAAGCUCGGCGGCUUGGCAAGUGCCGAGAAACUGCUCGAGGAUCGGUUAGACAACAGUGAUCUCCGUGUGCCAAUCGGUGCCUACUACACCCUGGUUUCCCCAAACACCAAGUACAGUGUGACCACGCCCACGGAGCUGCGAACCCUGCGCCCGGUGGCCCUUAGUCGCAGUUUGUUGGUAAGCAAACGCAAUUGAAGGCGCGAUGAUGACCUGCUAAUGAUCGUGGAACUAAGUGCGGUGUAACUAUGACGAGUUUCCUAAGAAUAAAUGCAAGACAGAGCACCAUUGUGCCAAAAGUCAAA